GCCAGUUAAGGAACAAAGAAGCUUUUUAGAGGCGGAGAGACUCUCCCCCACCCUGCCCAUCCCCCUUGGAGAGUUCUGGGUGGCAGGCGGCCGAGAGAGGGGGAGAGGCAGGCGCCCCCUGCUUUCUCCCGCAAGGGGGUGGGGUAGGGUAGGCUGCAGACGCCUUUGUCCCUCCAGCGCCAGGCGAGAAGCAGAUGGCCGAGGCGUGAGAGGCCAGCAGGCAACGGCUGUGUUGCUGCUGGAUGGGCGGUGCGCGCCUGCAAGGAAAGGGGCGCGGAGCAAGGAGGCCAAAAGGGACCAGAGGCUAGCGAGCGUGCCAAGGCGGCGGAUGCAGGGGCCGAUGAACUGCAGCGAAAGCCUCCGAAUCCAGGUCCUCCUGAGUCGGCUCUGGCAGGAGCUGCACGGCGGCGGCGGCGGCGGCGCUGCUCCCAAUGCCAUCCGCAGAGGCAGCAGCCCCCUCGACGACUCACUCCCGGCGCCAAGCCAGGCGACAGCGGCGGGCAGCAAAGCGGGCGCAGACGACGCUUACCUGUACAUCUUGCUCAUCAUGAUAUUCUACGGCUGCCUGGCCGGGGGCCUGAUCCUGGCCUACACGCGCUCCAGGAAGCUGGAGUCCAAGCACGACCCUUACCACUUGUACAUCGAGAGCGACUGGACGGCGAGAGCGGGAAGCCUGGGAAGGGGCGCGGGAGGACCAGGAGCGAAGCUGGCGGUGGCGGCCGGGGAGCCUAGCCUGGGCGAGGGGAUGCCGGCGGCUGCCGGCGGGGAGAGGGGGAGCAGCGGCGACGACAGCGAGCAUCUGUGAGAGAGGAGGAAGGCUCCGGAGGAGGAUCGGAUCGGCCCACCCCAAAUCUGAAGAAGUUCUUUUGGGGGUGGGGGAUGCGGUCCGCUCAAAGGCUGGAAUUCUGAACUGCGCCUCUCAACUCGGCGGGGGCAAUGAAACAACAACAAAAAUUAACCAAGCAAUUAGUUCUGUAGCUUCAUUUGCCCCACGAGGAAGCCGCGUGCAAGCUUUGAAUGGGGAGGCAGAUGGCGCUAGGCAAAAAGACGGUUCGGUGCUCAGCGUUGUAAUUAGUCUUAAGCGGAGGGAGCGUUGUGCUGGGCAGGUAUAUAUAGGUAUUUACACCAGCGGUGCAGAAUGUGUCCGUCCCCCCGGAUGUUCCCACUAAGACUUCCAGCUCCUAUGAUUCUUCCGGCGUAGCCAUGUGCUUUAAAUGCAUCUGGAGGAAACUUAGGUUCUCCAUCUCCAGGUUAGACUGUGCUGACUGCAAAACAAAUCAGUGGACACAUAUGCCAGAGGCCAUGUGGUGGUGGAGUUAACCGUGGGAUGCUCUCCUUUAGAGAACACAAGUCACCAGGACUGGGAUCCAUCUCUGGCUCUGUUUGGAAGACAGACAGGUUUAUUGGUUCCCUUGGGAGCUCGCAGGAUGUAAAAGUCUGCCUGCACACCAUACAUUUAAAGCACAUUCCGCCGCCCACAACCCAAAAGAAUCCUGGGAACUGUAAUUUGUUAAGGGUGUGAAGAUAAGAUUAUUUCAGGGUGGUGGGCACUGGAAUGUGCUUUAUAUUGUCCAGGCAGCCCUUGAUGGGGAACAUUUCAUAUAAAGUAUGUGUAGCUGUUUUGCUGCUUAACAUCCAUUUUUUAUUUCUUUUUCUUUGAUGAUGGGUUUUCAGUUAAAAGGUGCCCACCACACUGGAAAGGAGAGGAUAAUUUAUCUUAAAAAUAUCAUGUUACAAUGAGUUUUGGCUGUGAACACACAAACCCUGCCAUUCAAGCAAAUACUUUUCUGGGGCCCUGAGUUCCAAGCUUCUCUCUCCCCCCACCCCCAACCGCCCCCUGCAACCCUCAGCAGCUGCACAGCCCAUCAAUAGUCCUAAGAGGAGGAGUGCUGGCCAGGGAAACAAAGAGAGCAAGCCAUGCCGGUUGGAAGGGGUGACACCGCUUUGGAUUUUAACAGCACAAACCUUUUGUUCCCUUUAAUUGCCCCCAGAGGAAGAGAGGACCCCCUGUCCCAGAAAUGAACACCAAUGCCUCUACUUUUCAGUAGGGGUGGUGUGCUACCUCCAGUCUGCCAUUUUCUCUUCAGCUGGAAAGUGUUCUGGAUCUCUUGACACAGCCUUAAACAACCUGGUGUCCUCCUGGUGUUUUGGACUACAACACCUAUCAAGAACAGUCAGUAGAACCAGCUUGGGAAAGGCUGCCCUGCAUCAAUAAUACCAUUAGGUAUCAGGCAAGAUUUCUCUCCCAGGCUUUUAACCUCUGGUGUACGUUUGAUCAUUUUUUUAGGUGUCAUAUUUUAAAAAAACAACCCCCAAACCCCCUUUCUUAUGCUUUUUAUAGUGUUUGUAUUAAAUAUCGCAAACCUCCCUGGAAAUUUUGAAUUAAAGGGCAGCAAAGUAAUGUUUUAAAUUUAAAAAAAAAUAAAUGCUAGGUCCUGUUGCCAGCAUCUAUAUGGAUUUGUCUUCUCCCCAAUCUAGAUUGCCAUAUUUCAAAAAGUAAAAACCAGGACACCCCAAAAUUGCUUUUUUUAAUACCAGUGGGAAGAUUUUUAAACAAAUGAACUUGCCUUCAAAUGCAAUGUAACUGAGGUAUGAAUGUCUUCUGCUGACUUCUGUGACUUUCUUAGUGUCUACAGUCUCUCUCAAUGUGUUCAAUGGGGUAUGUGUGUGUGUGUGUGUAUAGAGAGAAGAGUAAACCCCAUUGAACUCAGUGGAACUAACCUCUAGGUAGACAUUUAUAGAAUCGCACUCUAAGGCUGCAGUCCUAAACACUUAUUAAUUAACACAUUGAGACUUACCUUUGAAUAACAUGUAUAGGAUUGCACUAUAAGUUAGUUGUGCUGAAGGCCCAUUAAGAUCAAUUGUGACUUAUCAAAUUUGUUUGAAGAAGAUUUAAGUGCAACUAACUUAAUCUGGCUCCAGUUCAAUGAUAAUAAAUGACAGUUGUAAUUUGCAGUUACUGGGAAGCAAAAACAUUUGGUUGAUAGCAGGGACCUGUUAUAGUCUCUCUUAGGUAUUUUACUGGUUGACCUUAAACUUCAGCCUAAGUCCACUAUCAACAGAAUUUUGCAGCUCCACAGUGAUAAUAAACAACUACGGUAUUUAUUAUCCUUGUAAACGAUAGUCAUUUUCAGUAACAGGGAAUUUUCUGUUCCUUUGAUAAAGGUCCAAUACAUGUCAAACACUGCAGCGCAUUUAGAAAUGAAGCAAGUGAGUGCUUGUUUGUUCCUGUCGAGAGAAUAAUAAUCUGAAAUGGAUUAAUAUUUUGCCUGUUGUGUUCAUGGACUUUGGAGCAAUUUUAUACCCAUGUAUAGACAUUGACACACCUCAUGUGUAGACCUUGAUACACCUAGCAACUGCAUGUAUUUGUGAGACGGGAGUAUUUGUAUUUCCAGUGUUUUGUUUUUUUUACCUUGAUUUAGAUUAAUAUACCAUUCCUGUGACUUUUUCUAA
This is a messenger RNA of Podarcis muralis (Common wall lizard), 3453 nucleotides long. RefSeq names its product potassium voltage-gated channel subfamily E regulatory subunit 5 (gene KCNE5). Gene Ontology annotation, molecular function: voltage-gated potassium channel activity involved in ventricular cardiac muscle cell action potential repolarization; delayed rectifier potassium channel activity; transmembrane transporter binding. Lineage: Eukaryota; Metazoa; Chordata; Lepidosauria; Squamata; Lacertidae. Gene Ontology annotation, biological process: ventricular cardiac muscle cell action potential; negative regulation of delayed rectifier potassium channel activity; regulation of ventricular cardiac muscle cell membrane repolarization. The record is from RefSeq and is a predicted model, not a curated record. Gene Ontology annotation, cellular component: voltage-gated potassium channel complex; membrane.